UUCAUUCCAUCCCAUCAUGUAUAGCAUACAAAAGAUACAUAGAAAUGAAAUUCCACAUGUUCAACCUACACCAAUCACCAACCCCCGUUUUCGAUCCAGUCACUUCUUCUAUACGCAUUGAUCUUCAUUAUUGCAAUUUUCAACUGAUAAAGACUCAAACUAUUUGUUCUCAAGGCAUAUGAUGCGGAAGCCGAUGAAGAACAGAUAGAAGAGAAUCACUACUACUCACCCCGCCCAUUUAUAGAAUGGUAUACUGUGCAAGAUGCUGCUUGCACUACUCCAUGAGAGGUUUGAAUUUCUUUGUCAAUAUCUUUGGUGUCGUAGUGAUCAUCUACACCCUCUGGCUGCUCAAGAAGUGGCAGGAUGGAGUUACUGAGCUGCCUCCUGUCCCAAUGGUACCUAAGCCAUGGUUUAUAUAUGCAUGUUUAGGUGUGGGAAUCGCUGUCUGUUUCAGCACUUUCUACAGCUAUCUGGUUGCUCAUUGCAUCACCGAUUCUACUCUUCUUCUCAUUUACAUAGUCUCCAUCCUCACUCUUCUCUGCCUUGAAGUUGCAGUGGUUGUAGCAAUUUUCUACAAGAUGAACUGGGCAGCGAAGCUUGCAGAGUACAUAGAAGACGACCCUAAGUUCAAGAACUUCAUGAUAUUUCAUCUUUACUUGUGUCGUCUCAUUGCUAUUCUAAUUUUGGUACCGCAGGUCAAAUGUACAAUUUUAGCAAUCAUUCUUUGGGCUAUUGGUACCGAGUCACUCACUCACUGCAACUACUCUGAUCAUGUAACUGAGUUUAGAUAUUAUUCAUUUUUGGUGAUACCAAGCCCAGCUUCUCUACUCAAUAUGACAGGAAAUGGCUUGCCAAGAUCAGAUCAAUACCAAUAUCUGCCACGGCGUAGCUUUUUCUCACAUAUCAACAGAUUUUUCAGAAUGCAAUUCUAUAGAAGAGUCACACUUAGUUAG
Argentina anserina (silverweed cinquefoil) is the source of this 953-nucleotide messenger RNA. RefSeq names its product tetraspanin-19-like. The coding region runs from base 246 to 953 and encodes 235 amino acids. The record is from RefSeq and is a predicted model, not a curated record. The transcript has 5 exons. Lineage: Eukaryota; Viridiplantae; Streptophyta; Magnoliopsida; Rosales; Rosaceae.